Molecule: messenger RNA, 2476 nt
Organism: Camponotus floridanus (Florida carpenter ant)
Lineage: Eukaryota; Metazoa; Arthropoda; Insecta; Hymenoptera; Formicidae
Product: protein brambleberry-like
Exons: 9
Coding region: 487-2445 (652 amino acids)
Source: RefSeq, a predicted model, not a curated record
AAUAUAUCGUAAAGAAUAUUUUUACGGGAUGUCUCUUAAGUGGCGGAUCAUCGAUCAACGAAAGGCCGUGCACUCAAACGACACAACCGUUGAAACGCAUGGGUGAAAACGGGUGACAGGUGUGUGCUUGUCAUCGCGUUUGAAUCUGAGAAAAGGGUUAAUUUUGUUGGGUCGUAUCUCGCUGACGCGAUGUAAAACGAUCGAGUGAAAAAGCUGUAAAAUAUUUGUUUACUCGACAUUGUUUUACGACAGAUUUAUAAUAACUGCGAUGCAAAUCACAGCCUCGAAUGAUCCAGUGUUAUCUAUUUUUAGUUGUGGUUGCGUGUAUUUUGUACCGUCACCUUUUUAGCGGACUCGAAUACUAAUAAUAUGCAAUAAGGGAGAAGAGAAAAAAUAACCUGUGUUUAUGAAUAGAUUUAGCUUUUGAUUAUUUCUGAACAAAUCAUAUAAUAAUUUUUGAUACUUGCAGCGGAUUAAUUAGACACAAUGAAGUUGAAAGUGGAUUGCAGACUCUUAUUGUUGAUACUCUUUGUGUCCUUUAAUUGUAAACUUGGGAGUGCAUCUAUACUGGGUUGGAUAUGGGGAAAAACAGAUGAUAAAACUGUUUCAGUCGCUGAUAGUAUACCUUUGAUCUCAAUUCCUUACGAGUCGAUGACAGAAGAUGAAAAGUUCCUCCAACAAGCUGCCAAGUUAACAGAUGUUAAGGUUUCUUCUCCAUUGGAAAUCUGUCAACAUAAAGUUAUUAUGAAAAUCAGAACCUCGUGUUCUGAUAUGUCAGAAGAAGAGCUCGCAAAGCUGAGUGUAAAUCUUCUAAAUUGCCAAUCAGCAGUUGAAGGCAGAAAGAUAUUUCCCUGCACUGAGGAAAUGCCUCUUCAACAGUGUACAACAAAUAUGGAUGCUGACAUGUGGAAUGCAUAUCAUUUAAUGAGUAAUAGAGCAAGAGCAGUUUGUUAUGCAGCUCGAAAUACACAAUUUCGUGCUCUUACAGAGUUAACUGUCAACAAACUGAUGCAAUCUGCGCAUUCUCAAAUCGAAGCAUUGAAAUCUUUGAGGGAAAGUCAAGAUCACCUGCAAGAACAGACAACAAAAGCUCUAUCAUCAUUAUCCGAAGGAAACGAAGCACUCUUGGAACAACAACAAUACUUGAAGGACGCUCAAGUGACAGCUCACAAUCUUGUAACAUCAAAUCUGAGAGACUUAAAUAACGAAAAAGCAUUAAUACGAUCUGGACAUACUCAGCUCGCAAUCAUGGCAGAAGAUAUAAAAAAUAAAUUAGAAAAGGCGCAAAAAGAGCUUGAGCAACAAGCUACUGAGCGUGGUGCAAAUCAUCAAGAAGUGUUGCAAGACUUGAUCAGUAUACAAGAGCAAAUGCAAUCAAUUUGGGAAAAAAUUGAAAGUAGCACUGAUCGUAUAUUAGAUCAACAUGAGAAAACCUUGGAGAAUUACGAGCAGACAAUGCAGAAACUUACACAAAUUAAUAAUACUAUUCAAUAUAUUUGGAAUCUCACGAAUAUUAUGCGCACAGAAAUAGACCAAAAGUUAGGAUGGAUUACCGAUUAUAUUGACGACACUGGUGAACAAGUGCAAAGAAUCUUUCGUAUAGUUUCACAUAUCGCAUAUAUAUUAGUGGCGAUGAUAAUUGCUGCAUUUUUACAAGCACCAUUUUUAACUAGAGUUAGUAUUUUGGGUAUAGUGCCAGUGAAUCUCAUUACUUACUUGAAACAUGGAAUGGAAGCUUCUCUAGAUUUUACAUCUAUGACAGUUUUAAUAUUUGUAAUCACUGGAAUGUAUUUUGUAAUGCUGGGAAUACAACGUAUAUUUGGACCAAACAAUUCAGAAGCAAAGACAGAACCAGCUAAGUCAGUCUGUCAAAAUAAACAUUUGAAUGGAAAUGCACAUAAAUACACAUUAACAUCAUAUUUCAAUUCCAUAGCAAAAACGCAAUUGCAUGAAAAAUUAAUGAAAAAAAUGCGGAAUCUCUAUAAUUUCUUUAUUUUACAAAUAAGUUACUGUAAAGAAAAAAUUAAUGACUUGAUACAUUUGAUCGGUUCUUGGAACAAUCGGCGCAACUUAAACACGCACGAGGAACUCUCCUGUUCAUAUCAACCAUUGAAAAGAAAUCGUGAGGAUGUGUACAACUAUAAACAGGAAUUUUCAGACGAUGACAUGCAACAUGAUUAUUCUUCCAACAUGACACACUCGUCACAUGAGAACUAUUAUAAUGAUAUUAAUGAUAUAACGGACGCGUCCGAAUUGAAACAUCGUAGUUAUUAUAAUAUGAACACAGUGCGAUCUAAAAGUGUCACCCCAUUAGGUUUUUCGAAAAUGGUUUGUAUGGCAAUAACAAGAAACGGCAAAAGAUGUCGAGUGUUUGCUUCACCCGGCCAAUGUUACUGCCAUCAUCAUUCUACUGGCACAUCUAUUAUCAAUGGUCAUCUUGAUUGAAUUCUGUAAAUAGCUAAAUCCUGUUAUAACA